CGAGCCCACAGUGCGCGUGCGCGAGAGGAGCCCCGCCCCUCCCCGUACCGCAGCUCUGCUGGGCCGGGAUCGCCGCAGGCUAGGCUGGGGAGCUUCGCGCCGCCAGAGCGUCAGACCUGCGUCCAGAGGUUCCUGCGGGCAGCAGUGCUCUGAGUCCCGACGAGGAGGCCAAGAAGGCUCUCCAACUCAGGCCUGACUGCUGGAGGCUCGUUUGCAAGGCCCGGAGCCCUGGGUCAGCCUUUGUGCUCAGGGAAAUGGACUGCAGGGGCCCAGAGAACGCCCCCAUAUUCUUGGGAUUCAUACAAGUCGUGGACACCUAGGAACUGCCUCUGCCUGGGCCAAAGCUCUACCAUUAAAACUUCAUUGCUGUGCUUAAGUUCUCACACCUCAUCUCUAUUAAUUUACAUAAUCACAUGAGUUACAAUUUAGGAUAAGAUUUAAACAAAUAACAAGCCCAUGUGACACCUCCCCUGAAGACUCACAGUCUGUGGGGAGACCGGUGGACAGGUAGGGGCUGGGGGCUCACCCUCUGCCCUGUUGUCCCUGGCUCCAGAAGAACUGGACUUCUCAGCUGGGUCCCCACCUUUGAAAUGGGGCUUGUGCCAGGAGCUAGACUCCACCUUCCAUCUCUCUAGGGACGCAUUUGCAGUGUGUGAAUCCCCAGGAGCCAUCCAGCCCUGCAGUCUUGGAAUCACUACCCACAGAACCCAGGUGGUGGCCUAGGGCCCCUGUCUCACACCCCCCACUUACCCCGAUAGACAGAGCUGUCCUUCCGGGAGCCAGCAUGGGGAGCACAGCUGUGGCCCCUGGGCUGCCUUUCCUUUUGCUUGCCUCAUCCCCUCCCUGCUCUCUAACAAAUUCCCUGAGAAAAAGCCACAAUUCUAGUUAAGUCACCUCACCCCCCCCCCCCAGGAGGGCAGGGACUGGACAGAGCUAUGCCCUGAACCUCCCCUGUGGCCGGUGGCUCCUCUGAGGUCAGCUCUACCCAUGCCCCCACCAAGUCCAACAGGUGAAACCCAGGAAGGGGUCAGAGCCUGAGAUGUAGGGUCAACCUGUGAUGGAGACAGGACACUGGCAUCGUGGGGCUGUGUGUUUAUCCUGAGGGUACAAAAGGGACCUCAACUCUGGGCUUCAUGCCUGCCUCACAGGGUGAGGAGACUGUGUGGACCGGGAGUGCUCUCCCUCUGCCCAUGCUGGAGUAGUGGCAGGAACUCGCUGCCCACAUAUUCCCAGCCCACUUGUAGUGCCCCACCAGGGGGCAGGGAGGAGUGUGAGGGGCUGUCCACAAGCAGGAGCAGGAAGCCCCUCAGCACAGAGCAGGGUGGGAUGGGAUUUGGGCUCUGGGUCAGGCGGCUCUCCCCCCAACACCCACAUCCUGGGACAAGACUGAGGAGACCAGGAAUUCCAACUUCGAAACUGAUGUCCCAGAAAUUUAUGGAAGUGUUUUUGUCAAGGGAGGAGACUAAAUCGUUUUAUAUAUCUAUCUCUGAAUCUGAUUUGUAACUUUUGAAAUACAGACGUAUGAUGUGGCCUCCACCUGCACUUGCCCUUACGCCGGCUCCCCAAAGUUAGGGCCAGGUCUGCUCACUGUGUUUCAGGAGCACCCCACCCCUGGCGGCCCGUGGGAGGCCGCAGCUUUGAGGUCUGCGGUGAGUCCCGCGGGAGAUGGCCCCGGGGGUGCCCGCGUUGUUGUUGCUGUUGUUGCUGCUGCCGUCGCCGCUACCCGGGCUCCCGCCACGCGCCGCCGGCUGCCCAGCCGCCUGUCGCUGCUACAGCGCCACGGUGGAGUGCGGCGCCCUGCGGCUGCGCGCCAUCCCGCCUGGAAUCCCGCUGGGCACGCAGACGCUGUUCCUGCAGGACAAUAGCAUCGCGCGCCUGGAGCCGGGCGCCCUGGCGCCGCUCGCCGCCCUGCGCCGUCUCUACUUGCACAACAACAGCCUGCACGCCCUGGAGCCCGACACCUUCCGCGCGCAGUCGCGAUUGCUGGAACUUGCGCUCACUGGCAACCGGUUGCGCGGCUUGCGCGGCGGCGCUUUUGCCGGGCUGGCGCAGCUGCGCGUGCUCUACUUGGCGGGCAAUCAGCUGGAGCGACUGCUGGAUUUCACUUUCCUACACCUGCCGCGCCUGCAGGAGCUGCACCUGCAAGAUAACAGCAUUGAGCUGCUGGAGGACCAAGCCCUGGUAGGGCUCUCCUCUCUGGCCUUGUUGGACCUCAGCAGGAAUCAGCUGGGCACCAUCAGCCGCGAGGCCCUGAGGCCCCUGGCCAGCCUGCAGGUCCUGCGUCUCACAGAGAACCCAUGGCGCUGUGACUGUGCCCUGCACUGGUUAGGCACCUGGAUCAAAGAGGGGGGGCAGCGGCUGCUCAGCUCCAGGGACAAGAAGAUAGUGUGUGCAGAGCCCCCGCGCCUGGCACUUCAGAGUCUCCUGGACGUAUCUGGUAGUAGCCUCAUUUGCAUCCCACCCUCUGUGCACGUGGAUCCUCUGGAGAUGACAGCCAACCUGGGUGAGGACCUGCGGGUGGCCUGCCAGGCUUCCGGCUAUCCGCAGCCCCUGGUCACCUGGAGAAAGGUCAGCCAGCCUCGCGAGGGACGGCCUCGGGCCCAGGCCCAGGCCGAAGGCGAGGCGCCGGGCCUGGGCGGGCACGGAGCCCCCGACACGGGCAGCGGCAUGCUCUUCCUCACCAACAUCUCCUUGGCGCACGCGGGCAAGUACGAGUGCGAGGCCUCCAACGCCGGCGGCGCCGCCCGCGUGCCCUUCCAGCUCCUGGUCAACCUGUCCCAGCAGCAGCGGCUGCCGGCGCCCCCGUCGCCCCCGGCCGCCGGCCCGGUCAGCCGCGAGCCCCUGUACGAGGCGGGCAGCAUGGCCUUCCGCGCCCUGGGCCUGGCCACGCAGACGGCCAUCGCGGCAGGCAUCGCGCUGCUCGCGCUCACGGCGCUGCUGCUGGCGGCCAUGAUCUGCCGCAAGCGGCGCAAGCGGAAAAAGGCGGCGGGGCCGCCGGGGGAGAGCGUGCUCUUCGUCAACGACUACUCGGACGGGCCUUGCACCUUCGCCCAGCUCGAGGAGCUCCGCGACGAGCGGGGCCACGAGAUGUUCGUCAUCGACCGCUCCAAGCCCCUCUUCACCGAGGGGCCGGUGGCCGAGGCGCUUCCGGACCGCGCUCCCGCCGAGGGCGCCGCGCCCGGCUCGGCCCCGGGCCUCCUCUUCCCGCCGCCGGUCGCCUACGAGCUCCACUGCUGAGGCGGCGGCGGGCGGCGCGCGCUGAUGACGUGUCCGGCGGGCCCCGCGGAUUGGCUGCCCAGCCUCGCGCAUGCUCCGACGCAAGCGUCAGUAAAGGGUGGAAGCUGCGCAGUGUGCGCCGAGCAGUGUGUGGGGGUCGCGGGCUGCACCGGCCGGGGCCAGAGGCCGCUCCGCCCACCUGGCCGCCGGUAGCCCGCGUCCGGGUCGGCGGACGAGGGGCUCCGCAGGGACGGGCGGCCGGGAGACUCCCGGAACACCCCGCUGAGCCCCGAGAAAUCACCCAUCUGCCCAGCCCCCACGCUCUGCAGGGGCUCAGCUCUGGCCCCGUCCGGCCUGUCCUGCUGUGGGGCCGCCCCAAGGUGCAGGGACCCGGGCUGUGGAGAUUCCCGGACGGAGGAACAAGGGCUCGCGGGUGACAAGAAGCAGGGGAGUUGCCUGGGGUUCCUAGGAAAGGCUGGGGGGGGGGGUGAUGACCCGCUGGACGGCAGCCGUUACCUAACGGCCCGACCCAGAUGGGCACGACUGGCUCGGCUAAUAAGGACAACACAGCCGUAGACUCAAGUU
Loxodonta africana (African savanna elephant) is the source of this 3801-nucleotide messenger RNA. RefSeq names its product leucine rich repeat containing 24 (gene LRRC24). Gene Ontology annotation, molecular function: protein binding. The transcript has 5 exons. The record is from RefSeq and is a predicted model, not a curated record. Lineage: Eukaryota; Metazoa; Chordata; Mammalia; Proboscidea; Elephantidae. The coding region runs from base 1666 to 3237 and encodes 523 amino acids.